GGAACGGAGAGCGCCAUGUGCAGCAGACAAGAUAAUUUUAAAUGGGAAUAGAAGGAAUCGAUAUGGCGUCGCACAUUUGGUGGCUCAUUGACUCUAUUCCCUCCUACUUCCACCUCACUUCAUACCACUUAAGCGACAUUCAGGACGUCCUGAUAUUACCAAAAUGCCUAAAACAUUGUUACCUGGAAUCUACGCGCCAACUCAAGUCUUUUACGAAUACGGAAAAGACGAAAACCUCGACACAGAAGCCAUCAAGAAGCACGCCGUUCGUCUUGCAAGGGCUGGGGUGGUUGGCAUCGUGACAAACGGGUCCAAUGGUGAAGCCGUCUACCUCAGCCCCGAGGAAAGAUGCCAGGUUACAAAGACGACCCGAGAGGCCCUCGACGAGGCGGGAUUCUCUCACUUGCCAGUUAUCGUCGGGGCCUCUGACCAGUCCAUCCAGGGCACACUGCGCCUAUGUCGUGAUGCUGCGAAUGCAGGCGGCGAUGCAGUUCUCCUGAUGGUCCCCAGCUUCUUCAAAUGGGCAAUGGAUGGCCCAACAAUCGAGAAAUACUUUCUUGAAGUUGCUGACACCAGCCCACUCCCCUUGAUUAUCUACAAUUACCCUGGUGCGGUGGCAGGGAUCGACCUGGACUCCGACCAGCUUAUUAGCCUGGCAAACCAUCCCAACAUUAUCGGCACCAAAUUCACCUGCGGCAGCGUUGGAAAGCUUGCGCGCGUCGCAGAAGCCACUUCUCCCGUGUCCGAGGUCUUUCCCUCCAAAUCGGGGCCAUACUUUGCCUUCUCUGGCGUUGCCGAUUUCAUCUCCCCAUCGGUGGAAGUGGGCGCCAGCGGUGCAAUCGUCGGGGCAGCCAAUGUAUUCCCUCGCGCAUGUGUCAAUGUGUACAACUUGGCCGUGCAAGGAAAGCGAGAGGAAGCUAUGCGGGCUCAGCAGCAGUUGGCCAAGGCAGACUGGGAGUUGACAAAGCGGGCAAUUCCUGGCUUCAAGGCUAUCUUGAGCAACUGGAACGGAUAUGGUGGUAUUCCUAGGGGGCCAAUGGCAUCGCUGGGCGAGGGAGAGAAGAUAAAGCUGUAUCAAGACAUUUCUUGGAUGAUGGAGGUUGAGGAGAGGCUAGAAGACUUUGGUGUCAAGUCGUGA
Ilyonectria robusta is the source of this 1138-nucleotide messenger RNA. RefSeq lists its product as uncharacterized. The coding region runs from base 164 to 1138 and encodes 324 amino acids. NCBI's taxonomy places the organism in Eukaryota, Fungi, Ascomycota, Sordariomycetes, Hypocreales, Nectriaceae. Gene Ontology annotation, molecular function: 4-hydroxy-tetrahydrodipicolinate synthase activity. The transcript has a single exon. The record is from RefSeq and is a predicted model, not a curated record.